AUGGAGCCAGCUAUUCGUGCAGAGCAGGCUACAAGACUUGAUUCAGGCGAACGCGUAUCUCCAAAGCCGAAAGGAUUAGCCGAACUGGCCAGAGCCGAGGUCGCAUUUUGCAAACCACACAGUUGCCGGAUUAUCGUCCAAAUUGCAGCAUCCGGCCUCUCAUUUAUCCACUCAUUUCAGGUUUAUGAAGCAGGGAAAACACGUUAUCUCGACAGCCAUGGGCCAACAUUGUUACCACCAUUCUUAAUAGCCCCGGCUUACAGACUGUCGGUGGAUCUUGAGCAAGAGGCUUCUCUAUCAUUCAGGCUGGAACCCAGGUUCACCCUCUCGCAGAUCCCUUACCGUACCCCAGAUGAUUCUUCAGUCCUUCGCUGCCUCGGACACAAACAGACUAAUCCGCCUCUUCCCCACGCCCUGGGAACGCGAGACUGGCAACUUCUGGCAAGAAAAGACGGACGUUGGUUGUGCCAGUCAAAGCUGCCUUCAAGAGCCACCAUGCGUCAAUGUGCAGUCGUUUUGACAGACAAACCCGGAACUAAAACACACUCCACCAGCACCGUGCUACAGAGACUUGACAGGUUUCCAUUCUUGAGGCUCGUUUGGCCCAACAAUGUGAUCGAUAUCGCCUCGUUUCCAUAA
Protopolystoma xenopodis is the source of this 639-nucleotide messenger RNA. The record is from the annotation of a GenBank genome assembly. Lineage: Eukaryota; Metazoa; Platyhelminthes; Monogenea; Polystomatidea; Polystomatidae.